UGUCACACAAGUUCUUGUCUUCGGGGAGGCAAAGGUCGUGUAGGGUUGAAGGUUCAUCCAUGUAAGCUUCCUUCACCCUGACGAAGGCGAAGGCGAAGGCGGUAGGCCGCGAGCCAAGGCUGCGCCGGCCAGCUGCGAUAAGACCUCACGCCUACAUAUCUGAGCCAUGGCAAACCCUGCCAUGCAAGCUUUCUUUGCCAGCCUUUGCCACGAUGACGAUUGUUCAUAGAGUGCCGAUCAUUGACAUCGCUGCCUACAUCCAACCAACAGCCUCUGCAGCGGACAAGACUAAAGUCAUCCAGGCAGUAAAGGAAGCUUGCUCUCAGUAUGGCUUCCUACAGGUCAAAGGACAUGGCGUCCCGCUGGAAGCACAACAGAGCGUGCUUCAAUGUUGCAAGACCCUUUUUGACCUGCCACAGGACCAGAAAGAUGCAUUGUCGUUAAAGACCAGCCCUGCUCGGAGAGGCUACGAACGCAUUGGGAGCCAGGUGCUAGAUGCUAAAGCGCUCCCGGACUGCAAAGAGGGCUACUAUGUAGGCCGUGAGGUUGCGCCGGACAACGUCGGCUUCAUGCGAGGACCUAAUCAAUGGCCGAACCUCCCAGAGCCGGUGUUCCACGAGCCGGUAACGGCGUACUGGCAACACAUGCUCAGUCUAGGUCAAGCCCUGCUUGAAAUGCUUGCCAUCGGCCUAGGUCAUGACGUAUCGACUCUAAGAGACUUCACCAAGGAGCCUGUGAUGAAUCUCAAGCUCCUUCACUACCCUCCGCACCUCUCUAGAGACGAACGGCAAUUUGGCGCAGGUGCGCAUACAGAUUUCGGCAGCAUCACAAUACUCUUGCAACAGCCUGGAAAGCAUGGUCUGCAAGUCUUCUACGCGCCGACUCAAGAAUGGCUCUCCGUACCUGCGCUAGAAAAUGUGUUCGUCGUGAACAUGGGCGACCUCAUCCACAAAUGGACUGACGGUGAGUAUAACAGCACGCUUCACCGUGUUAUCAACGCCAGCGACGGAGACCGAUACAGUGUCCCAUGCUUCUAUCAGGGCGACUUGAACGCGACGAAUCCCUUCAAGCCUGGUGCAGGUGAUGAGACUGUGGAAGAGCACAUCAGACGAAAGUUUGAUAGCUCGUAUGGACUGUCUGCCAAGUAACAAUAGCCUUAGACACUCUUCGCCAUUCAAGGCUAAAGAGGAUUACUCAUGUUGAUACACCCGCAAAAUCCAGAGGGGCAUCAACCCAACUUCACCGC
Molecule: messenger RNA, 1246 nt
Organism: Baudoinia panamericana UAMH 10762
Lineage: Eukaryota; Fungi; Ascomycota; Dothideomycetes; Mycosphaerellales; Teratosphaeriaceae
Exons: 2
Coding region: 213-1148 (311 amino acids)
Molecular function (GO): dioxygenase activity
Source: RefSeq, a predicted model, not a curated record